This is a messenger RNA of Theobroma umbraticum, 2144 nucleotides long. RefSeq names its product protein neprosin-like. The record is from RefSeq and is a predicted model, not a curated record. Lineage: Eukaryota; Viridiplantae; Streptophyta; Magnoliopsida; Malvales; Malvaceae.
AAUAACAGAAAUCAGUACCAUUUUUCCCUAUAAAAUUAACACAAAAGCUAAAGUUUCGGUCCUUGUAUUGGAGAUUGGAAACACAACCCUUCACCCCUCUAUCUCUCCCUCUCUCUCUCUCUCUCUCUCUCUCCAAAGUUCUUUUUUAAAAUAUUUAAAUCCUAAGCAUGAUUUCAUCACUCCUUAGUAUUUAUAUCGCCACACCCACAUGGGCAAACUUUAAGAAAACUCAACCCCAUUUGUGUGUUUUUCUAAUCAGGCAAAUGCUUAGAAGUUCAAGCCAAGGUGUCAGAACAUAAAACCCGAGACAUUAGAAGCUGUGAGAGAAGAAAGAAGAAGAAGAAGAAGAAAGAGAGAUUUUUUUUUUCAAUUCCUGGGUGUUUUCAAGAGCUUUGGAAAUGGUGAGAGAGUGAAGUGCUCGACAAAGUUUUCUCACAACGGUGAUCUUGUGUUGGAUGGAUUUGGAGGGAGCUUCAUUUCUAAAGGAAAAAACUAGGGAUAGAUGGUGCUGUUUCGGUCACAGAAGAAGACAACACCAAUGUACACAAACGGAAACCGAUAUAGCGCAAGAAACAACACGAGGAAAUUUCUCAAAAAUGGCUUCUUGCUGUUGUAAGAUCUCACCAAUCAUUCCCAUUUUUGUAUUCUUUCUUCUUGUUUCUUCUUCAAUUUGUCCUGUCUAUGCGUCGGAAACCGGCAAUCUCCAUGCAAGCAAUCAAACUUUCCGGCCAGAAGAAGAGCUACAAAAGUUGAAAGUAAUAAGAGAACGUCUCAAGAAGAUCAACAAGCCAGCAGCCAAGACAAUCCAGAGUCCAGAUGGUGAUAUCAUAGAUUGUGUUUUAUUACAUCAUCAACCAGCCUUUGAUCAUCCUCAAUUAAAAGGACAAAAACCAUUGGAUCCACCAGAGAGACCAAGUGGUCAUAACCCAAAUGGGAUGGCGGCAGAAGAUUUUCAGCUGUGGAGCAUGUCUGGUGAAUCAUGUCCGGAAGGAACAAUUCCAAUCAGAAGAACAACUGAACAAGACAUGUUAAGGGCCAGUUCUGUAAGAAGAUUUGGAAGGAAACCGAGAAGACGUGUUAGAAGAGACUCAACUAGCAAUGGCCACGAGCAUGCAGUUGGGUAUGUGAGCGGAGAUCAAUAUUAUGGAGCAAAAGCAAGCAUAAAUGUGUGGGCGCCUCGUGUCUCCAAUCAAUAUGAAUUCAGCUUAUCCCAAAUGUGGGUCAUCUCUGGUUCAUUUGGCGACGACCUCAACACCAUUGAAGCUGGCUGGCAGGUAAGCCCAGAGCUAUAUGGGGACAAUUAUCCUAGAUUCUUUACUUAUUGGACCACGGACGCAUACCAAGCAACUGGUUGCUAUAAUUUGCUCUGCUCAGGAUUUGUUCAAACUAAUAAUAGAAUUGCAAUUGGAGCUGCAAUCUCCCCAACAUCAUCAUACAAUGGCGGACAAUUUGAUAUCAGCCUCUUGGUUUGGAAGGAUCCAAAGCAUGGAAAUUGGUGGCUGGAAUUCGGAUCGGGGAUCCUGGUAGGAUACUGGCCAUCAUUCUUGUUCACUCACCUAAGGGAUCACGCAAGCAUGGUACAAUUUGGUGGAGAAAUUGUGAACUCAAGGUCAGGAGGCUUUCACACCUCAACAGAAAUGGGCAGUGGUCAUUUUGCAGGGGAAGGCUUUGGAAAGGCAUCGUAUUUUCGAAAUUUGCAAGUCGUUGAUUGGGACAAUAACUUAAUCCCACUGGCAAAUCUCCGGGUCCUGGCAGAUCAUCCAAACUGUUAUGAUAUCCAAGGAGGGAUUAAUAGAGUGUGGGGGAAUUACUUUUACUAUGGAGGACCUGGAAGAAAUGUCAGGUGUCCCUAAAGGGGAGGGUAUAGGAUGGAAAUUUUUUCCUUUUCUUUUUUUUCUUCUUUUUAAUAUAUAGGUUUUUUUCUUCAAUACUUGUUGGGUGAUAUUGGGUCUCUGCUGGAGAUCAUCCAGUGAGUUUGGGCCUAUGGGGUAUUCUUAUAAUUAUUUUUCCUUGUUAAUCCAAUUUUUUUCGAUUGUUCUUUUUUCUUUCAGCUAACCGGUGUCCAUUAAUUAAACCACCUUUUGGGACUUUUGUGUAAAUGUGGAAAAAAUGAUGGAAUAUAAUGAAUACAGUAUGGGUUGUGG